AUGAGAAGACAUCAACAAACGCACACGGGGGAGACACCAUUUAAAUGUAUUGAAUGUGGAAAGAGCUUCAGUCGAAAUGGAACACUUAGACGACAUCAACGAACUCACACAGGGGAAAAACCAUUUAAAUGUAUUGAAUGUGGAAAGUGCUUCAGUGGAAGUGAACACCUUAGAAUACACCAACGAACUCACACGGGGGAGAAACCAUUUAAAUGUAUUGAAUGUGGAAAGAGCUUCAGUGGAAGUGGAGACCUUAGAAGACAUCAACGAACUCACACGGGGGAGACUCCAUUUAAAUGUAUUGAAUGUGGAAAGUGCUUCAGUCAAAAUGGAACACUUAGAUUACACCAACGAACUCACACAGGGGAGAAACCAUUUAAAUGUAUUGAAUGUGGAAAGUGCUUCAGUGGAAAUGGAAACCUUAGAAAUCAUCAACGAACUCACAAGGGGGAGAAACCAUUUAAAUGUAUAGAAUGUGGAAAGUGCUUCAGUGGAAGUGGAAACCUUAGAAAUCAUCAACGAACUCACAAGGGGGAGAAACCAUUUGAAUGUAUUGAAUGUGGAAAGAGCUUUAGUCAAUAUGUACACCUUAGAAGACAUCAACGAACUCACACGGCGGAGAAACCAUUUAAAUGUAUUGAAUGUGGAAAUAGCUUCAGUAGAAGUGAACACCUUAGAAUACACCAACGAACUCACACGGGGGAGAAACCAUUUAAAUGUAUUGAAUGUGGAAAGUGCUUCAGUCAAAAUAGAACACUUAGAUUACACCAACGAACUCACACGGGCUAGAAACCAUUUGCAUGUAUUGAAUGUGGAAACAGCUUCAGUCAGAAUAGAUACCUUAGACUACAUCAACGAACUCACACAGGGGAAAAACCAUUUAAAUGUGUUGAAUGUGGAAAGAGCUUCAGUGUAA
This is a messenger RNA of Podarcis raffonei (Aeolian wall lizard), 916 nucleotides long. RefSeq names its product oocyte zinc finger protein XlCOF22-like. The coding region runs from base 1 to 789 and encodes 262 amino acids. Gene Ontology annotation, biological process: negative regulation of transcription by RNA polymerase II; regulation of cytokine production; regulation of immune system process. Lineage: Eukaryota; Metazoa; Chordata; Lepidosauria; Squamata; Lacertidae. The transcript is spliced from 2 exons. The record is from RefSeq and is a predicted model, not a curated record.